Messenger RNA from Carya illinoinensis, 882 nucleotides. RefSeq names its product NAC domain-containing protein 83-like. The transcript has 3 exons. Lineage: Eukaryota; Viridiplantae; Streptophyta; Magnoliopsida; Fagales; Juglandaceae. The record is from RefSeq and is a predicted model, not a curated record. Gene Ontology annotation, biological process: regulation of DNA-templated transcription. Bases 82 to 783 code for a protein of 233 amino acids. Gene Ontology annotation, molecular function: DNA binding.
GUACUAUAAAAUCUAAAAAUGGGUUGGCAGUACGUAGGCAAGAAUUGAAGUAAAUUAGAAGAGGUUUUUUAAUUAAUUUCCAUGGACAAGUUGAAGUUUGCUCGGAAUGGUGUAGCCAGACUGCCUCCUGGUUUCCGGUUCCAGCCGACAGACGAAGAGCUGGUCUUCAAUUACUUAAAAAACAAGGUCUUCUCAUGCCCCUUGCCUGCCUCGAUCAUUCCUGAUCAGAUCAAAGUCUGGGAGUACGAUCCUUGGGAUUUGCCUAGUGGUAAUUGGGAGCAAGACAUGUACUUUUUCAGCCACAAGGAAGCAAAGUAUCAAAACUCAAACCGAACCAAAAGAACAACUAACUCUGGUUAUUGGAAGGCAACCGGCUCCGACAAAAAAAUCGUGUCUUCUAAAAGGGAUAGUGUAAUGGGGAUGAAAAAGACUCUGGUUUUCUACAGAGGGAAGCCUUCCCAAGGAUUUAAAAGCGAUUGGAUUAUGCAUGAAUACCGACUUGUCGAUUCAGGAACUACAGCUUGCAUUUUAUCACAUGACGAGCUACAAUAUGACAACUCAAUUACCCAAAAUCCUAAUUUAGAUCAAGCGGAAAAUUGGGUUCUCUGUCGUAUAUUUUCGAAGAAAGGAAUUGGUGUGAAAAACAAUGACGGGGUUAUUAAUCAGGCCUCAUCGGACGACAAAGUCGAGAAUUUCGGUCCUACUGUUUCUUCAAGUACUACUGAUCAUUUGGGUACCCAAACUGUUUCUUCAAGUUCUUCGUCAUCUUCGAGUUCCCAGUAGUAUCAGGACUCGUGACUCGCUGAUCAUCAGGUUGAUCUCUAAUUCAAGUAUGGAGUAGAUUUAUCAUCAUGUAGAAGACAGUGCGCUAUUUUUCACUAA